AUGGAAAAAGAACCAUUCAAUAAUUGCUUGUUCGCAAGCACUAAAGAACCACUAAAGGAUGGGCGUGAUAUCUGCACAAUUGUUGAUUGGGAGUCACUACUAAUAUUUCCCAAACAUGUCGCUUUUAAGGGUGACAAUGGCUUGUAUCUGAGUGCUCGUUGGAUUGAAGGACACGAGUAUCUCCAAUACGCAUCUAAUGAUCUAGGAGAUCCGACUGUGGGUCAAGAGAUUUUUACAACCAAAGAAGGAAGCAUCCGCGUGAAAUCUGAUUACUUUGGUAAAUUUUGGAGGCGUAGUCCAAACUGGAUAUGGGCUGACACAACAAACCCCAACAAUAAUAAUCCCGACACAUUAUUUUGGCCAGUUAAAAUUGCUAGCAAUGUUGCUGCUCUUCGAAACUUGGGUAACAACAAUUAUUGCGCAAGACUCACAACUGAAGGUAAAAUAAGUUGUCUCAAUGCUUCUGUCUCAACUAUUCCUAAGGAGGCCAAGAUGGAGGUUUCAGAACUUAUCAUUUCAAGGCAAAUCUAUAAUGUCAACUUUCGUCUCCUUGAUGCUCGAAUCUAUGAUGAGAAAGUUAUCACUAUGGCCACUGGAGUUGCAGCAAAUAGGACACAUCAAGAAAAUGAAGCAACAAUCACACUGAAAUAUUCAAAUACUACAAGCAAUACUUAG
Messenger RNA from Carica papaya (papaya), 675 nucleotides. Its product is annotated as cytolytic protein enterolobin-like. The record is from RefSeq and is a predicted model, not a curated record. NCBI's taxonomy places the organism in Eukaryota, Viridiplantae, Streptophyta, Magnoliopsida, Brassicales, Caricaceae.